CAAACUUCAACUCUCACUCCUUCAUCCUUUUAUCCUCUGUACCUUUUCGCCUAUUGGCCUACACUUCAUUCAUUAGCGAAGCCAUGGCACCUAGUCAGAGUCGCAGUGUUUUUGUGGGAAACAUCCCUUUCAAUCUGAGCGAGGAGAACAUCGUCAAGAUUCUCAGCUAUGCCGGAACCGUGGUCAAGUUCAGACUCAUGUCCAACCCAGACACUGGUAAAUCCAAGGGAUUCGGGUUCGCCGACUUCGCAGACGCAGACGCAGCCGCAACGGCAGUUAGGAAUCUGAACGAUUAUGAGAUCGACGGGCGCAAAAUUCGGGUUGAUUGGCCUCACAACAAUGAAAAGGACUCGGUACCGACCAACUACGAUCAAUCUGGCGCUCAAGGCGAUACCUCUGUCCUCCCACCACUGCCACCGGGCGUCGACCUUCCUCCAAACCUUCGGGCCACCGACGCCAUUUCUCAGACCCUCAGCACUCUCCCUGCUCCUCAACUACUAGAUGUCCUCACUCAAAUGAAAGCGUUGGCAAUAUCCGACCCGGCAAGAGCAACUCAAUUGUUGAAGAGCGCACCGCAACUCUCAUACGCCAUCUUCCAGGCCUUGAUUCUCAUGAAUCUCGUUGAUCCCAAAGUGUUGGCUCAAGUCGUGGACCAAGCCACGAGACAGAUGCAACCUGCCAACAUCGCUCCUCCUCAACCCCCACCACAACAAUACCAAGGCUACCCGCCUCCGCCCAUUCCUGCUCAGAGUGCUCCAAGACCACCUCAGCAGUAUGCGCCUACACCUGUACAAAGCCAACCUCCUCCACAGCAACAGCCACCCCAACUCACGCAACAGGAGAUGAUCCAACAAGUCCUUGCUAUGGACCAAAGAACGAUAGACUCGUUCUCCCCUACCGAGCGGGCACAGAUUAUGGCGAUCAGACAACAAAUGAUGGGCCGUUGAACCUGAGGUUUUUGGCACGACUCACCAAUCCUCCAUUCCGAGCUUUGGGACCUUUUGUGUCUCCCCACUGAAUUGUGCAGCAUCUAUGUUUAAAUUGACUGCGCAACGAGGAUAUCAGGGUGGACAUGCGCCAUCCAACACCCAUCUGCCAGACAAACUAGCGGAUAGUCACCCAAGUUCAAGGCUAUGUUAGUGGAACGCCCCAGAUAUCAACAACAACCUUGGACUUGCGCAAUUCCAAGUCGUGGCCUCAUAAGUGGCCCGCACCACACGACUUGAGAUCGGCUUCAUCAGACAAAGUACAGAAAGUCAGAAGCUCGUCUCUGGAUUGCUCGAAAUCAACAAGCACGAAGACCGACGAUCGGCUCCAUUUCACUCGUCACAAGUUGCCUACUACGCCACCCACUAGAAGAGCAUAUUCUGGUAUCAUUUAUGAUGUGUGGAGCGCUGGAGACGUUGCGACAACUAACAAGGCAUCAGCACCUCUUGUACCUCUCCGUAAAGCCCAAGAUCGCGCCUUCGAUGACAGUAUGUCAUUAUACUCAAAUAAGACAGCCGCAUUAGGGUAUCAAGACCUUAGAAUCUAAAGUAGAACACAAUAAUCAUAACUCAUGUGACCGGUGCGCAGACCGUCACUGAACCUCC
Molecule: messenger RNA, 1592 nt
Organism: Exophiala mesophila
Lineage: Eukaryota; Fungi; Ascomycota; Eurotiomycetes; Chaetothyriales; Herpotrichiellaceae
Exons: 2
Coding region: 84-947 (287 amino acids)
Biological process (GO): mRNA 3'-end processing
Cellular component (GO): mRNA cleavage and polyadenylation specificity factor complex
Molecular function (GO): mRNA binding
Source: RefSeq, a predicted model, not a curated record